UGAGAGUAGAGAAUAGAGUCAUGCACUGAGAAUUCCUUUAUGUCAUCUGUUGUUUUAGCCACCUUCAAUGUAUAUAUUUGGUUCUCACAACGCUUUCAUCUCCAUUUCCCUGGCGAGGGGACAGGCAGAGGUGACUUGCUCACAUCACCCAGCUACUGUGUGGCAAAAAUCAGGAUCUGAACGCAGGAAACUGAACUUCAGAAUUUGUGGGACUGGGGGGGGGGGUCCUGUUAGUUUGCAGAAGAAGCGCAGAGCCUUUGCGAAAGGUCCCGGGCACAAAUUCUAAACAGUUUUGAAAGAUUUGAAGACUGCUAGCUGGUUUAUGAGGAUUUCUAGAAGGAUCCAGGAAUUGGUGGCCUCGCUCGCGCUCUUAUCUGUGCCCCCAGUCCCGUAGUAACCCCAUCCCUGCCCCUCUGCGUCCCUCUUCCCUCCGGUCUCCCUGCUGACUCACUCGGCCUCUGCCUACCAUGCCCCAGCCAUGGCCCUGGUCCUGCAGCUGCUGCUUCUGUUGCUCUCAAGGGUCCAGGGCGAUCCCCAGGUUAUUCUGAAGGGCAGCCCUGGGGACAGGGUGAAUCUCUCCUGCAUAGGGGUCUCAGACCCCACCCGCUGGGCUUGGGCGCCUAGUUUUCCGGCAUGCCAGGGCCUCUCUAAAGGGCGCCGUCGGAUCCUGUGGGCCUCCUCGAGCGGACCCCCAGCCGUGUUCGCGCACUUCUCCGGCCGCCUGCGUUCCCUGGACACUGGCAUCAAGCGGCUGGAGCUGGUGCUGAGCGCCGGGGACUCUGGCACCUUUUUCUGCAAAGGGCGCCAAGAGAAUGAGAGCCGCACAGUGCUUCAGGUGUUGGGGGACAAGGCAGACUGCAGGGCUUCGGGAUCUAAACACGGUUCCGGGUAUCCCAAGGUCCUGAUUGCUCUGUUGGUCCUUGGGCUGAUGCUGGGACUGGGUGCCUGGGGCUUGGUCUGGUGGCGGCGCAGGCGCUCGCCCCCGCCCCCGCCCCCGCUCCCGCCUCCGCCUCGACCACUCCCCACAUUUGCUUUGACCCUCCCUUCCCACUUAGCUCCAGUCACAAAUGCUGAGCCGCAGCCGCCGUUAGAACAGGAGUCCAAGAGCUCGGGCCACCUGGACCAGGAGCCGAGCCUGCACUACGCUGAUCUGGACCACUCUGUCCUCGGGGGGCACCGCCGGAUGUCCACGGUGGUUCCCGAGGAUGCCUCCACUGUCUAUGCGGUUGUAGUUUAAAGGGAAGUCCUUGCUCUCAAAGCCGGGGAAGGGGGGGGGGGCACCAUGGACAGAGGCACCGGUUAGCAGUCUGGAUACCUGGGCUGUCUCUGCAGCGGUUCUUUCUCAGCCACUACCAACUCCCUUAGAACACCCUUCCUUCUCCACCAAUGCCCUCUCUAUAGAUGGCCAAGCGGUCGUGAGUCUUAACUCCAAUGGAUACCGCGUCAGUUCCCCUUUCCAAACACGCAUUUUGAACUUAACCACCCGCCUCCUUUUCCUGCCUCGCUCCACUCCCCAGGCUCAUCGGCUGCAGCUGCUCAUCUGCUGUCUGUAAGGUUGCCAGUGAUGUCCUAGGCCCCAUGGUAACAUUCACGGACUUGGCCUUAGAUCACCCCUCUUUAAACCCUGGUUUACUUUGUUGCUAAAACCUUCCUUCUAGAA
Mesocricetus auratus (golden hamster) is the source of this 1660-nucleotide messenger RNA. RefSeq names its product megakaryocyte and platelet inhibitory receptor G6b (gene Mpig6b). The transcript has 6 exons. Gene Ontology annotation, cellular component: plasma membrane. The coding region runs from base 479 to 1237 and encodes 252 amino acids. Gene Ontology annotation, biological process: blood coagulation; platelet formation; integrin-mediated signaling pathway. The record is from RefSeq and is a predicted model, not a curated record. NCBI's taxonomy places the organism in Eukaryota, Metazoa, Chordata, Mammalia, Rodentia, Cricetidae.